GGGACUCCUAGCAGGGACUUUGGAGUGACUUGUGGCUUCAGCAGGAGCCCUGUUAUCUGGCUCUUCUGAUCUUGCCCUGCGAUGCUGUCUUUGCCUCGGCUGUGCGCGCUCUGGGGCUGCUUGUUGACAGCGGUCCAUCUGGGGCAGUGUCUUAUGUGCAGUGACAAACAGUACCUCCAUGAUGGCCAGUGCUGCGAUUUGUGCCAGCCGGGAAGCCGACUGACAAGCCACUGCACAGCUUUUGAGAAGACCCAAUGCCACCCAUGUGACUCAGGCGAAUUCUCAGCUCAGUGGAACAGGGAGAUCCGCUGUCACCAGCACAGACACUGCGAACCCAAUCAAGGGCUUCGGGUUAAGAAGGAGGGCACCUCAGAAUCAGACACUGUCUGUGCCUGUAAGGAAGGCCAACACUGCACCAGCAAGGAUUGUGAGGCAUGUGCUCAGCACACGCCCUGUAUCCCUGGCUUUGGAGUUAUAGAGAUGGCCACCGAGACCAAUGAUACCGUCUGUCAUCCCUGCCCAGUCGGCUUCUUCUCCAAUCAGUCAUCACUUUUCGAAAAGUGUCAUCCUUGGACAAGCUGUGAAGAUAAGAACUUGGAGGUCCUACAGAAAGGAACGAGUCAGACUAAUGUCAUCUGUGGUUUAAAGUCCCGGAUGCGAGCCCUGCUGGUCAUUCCCGUCGUGAUGGGCAUCCUCAUCACCAUUUUCGGGGUGUUUCUCUAUAUCAAAAAGGUGGUCAAGAAACCAAAGGAUAAUGAGAUCUUACCCCCUGCGGCUGUACGGCAAGAUCCCGUGGAGAUAGAAGAUUAUCCCGGUCAUAACACCGCUGCUCCAGUGCAGGAGACGCUGCACGGGUGUCAGCCUGUCACACAGGAGGAUGGUAAAGAGAGUCGCAUCUCAGUGCAGGAGCGGCAGCUGACAGACAGCAUAGCCUUGAGACCCCUGGUCUGAACUCUGGAACCGCUUUGGAGGCGAUGGCGAUGGCGAUGGCUCGGGAGCAGGGGCCUGGUUCUGAGGACUGCUUGCUAACCUUUGAAGUUUGAGAUGAGCCAAGACAGAGCCCAGUGCAGCUAACUCUCAUGCCUGCCCCGUAUCAUUUCUCAACUUGCUUUUUAAGGAUGGAGGGAAAGCUCGGGCAUCGGGGGUCCACAGUGAUACCUACCAAGUGCAGCAGUGCAGGACCCAGAGACGUCUUGCUGUGGCUUACACUGUAAGGAGUUAUGGACACAGGAGUCCGUGGCCCGCAGCUUAUGCUGCUAGAGGGCACCUGGUUGCCCAUCAGCAGGGCACUGGCUAAAUAAAUCUGUAAUUAUUUAUACAAUGGCAUCUCAGAAACUCUAGCAGGUGGGGCAGAAAACAGGUAGUGGAAUGAUGGGUAGAGAAACAGCUUUUAAAACACAUUCCAAGGCAGGUAAGAUGGCUUUUGUGGGUAAAGGAGCUUGCUGCCCAAACCUGAUUACCUGAUUUUGAUCCCUGGGACUUCAUGGGAGAGGACCAAAUCCAGAGGGUUGUCAUUUGACUUCCAUGUGUGCUCUGUGGUACAUGUACCCCGUGUGUGCACAUGUGCACAUAUCCUAAGAUGGAUGUGGCGGUGUAUUGUAGAAAUUAUUUAAUCCCGCCCUGGGGUUUCUACCUGUGUGUUACCAUUUAGUUCUUGGAUAAAAGACACACUCAACCUUUAUAUUUACAAUAA
This is a messenger RNA of Mus caroli (Ryukyu mouse), 1693 nucleotides long. It is a transcript of the gene Cd40, whose product is annotated as CD40 molecule. Lineage: Eukaryota; Metazoa; Chordata; Mammalia; Rodentia; Muridae. Gene Ontology annotation, cellular component: external side of plasma membrane; CD40 receptor complex. The record is from RefSeq and is a predicted model, not a curated record. Gene Ontology annotation, molecular function: protein binding; signaling receptor activity. Gene Ontology annotation, biological process: immune response-regulating cell surface receptor signaling pathway; B cell activation.